AUGGUUUCUUUUACAACUACACCAGCUCCCAAAAUCAAACCCUUUUGCUAUUCAAUCCAUUUGCCUCCCAACCGCUUAAUUCCCAAACCAGAACAAACCAUUUUCCACAAUGCUACACACAAUCAUCAUGAUUCGAUUGGAAAUUUGCUCCAAAGCUCUAAACUUAAUGGGUUCAGAGCCCGCGGCAGAAGAGUUUUAGUCCCAAUUGUUAGUGCGGCAGCAGGACAAGUACUACAAGAACCGGGUGAAGAGGAGAAACCAAAAAUUGGGAAAAUUUUCUUAUCUGAUGUGAAGGUGGUGAAGAGGAGAAAUGUGUUUUGGGGUAGAAAGUGGAGUUCUAUGGAUAUUGGUACAGCCGGGGUGGUGGCGGCUAUGCAUUUGUUAAGCCUUUUUGCUCCCUUCACAUUCAAUCCGGGAGCUUUUUGGGUUGCCGUUGGAUUGUAUGUUGUAACUGGUCUACUUGGAAUCACCCUGUCUUACCAUAGGAACCUUUCUCAUAGGAGUUUCAAGCUUCCCAAAUGGCUGGAAUACUUGUUUGCCUAUUGUGGUGCUCAAGCACUUCAGGGGAAUCCAAUUGAUUGGGUGAGUACACAUAGACACCAUCAUCAGUUUUGUGAUUCUGAAAAAGACCCACAUAGUCCCAUUGAAGGAUUUUGGUUUAGUCAUAUGAGUUGGCUCUUUGAUCAAAAUAGCUAUAUCGAACGGUGUGGAGAGGCUACAAAUGUUGUUGAUUUGGAGAAGCAGCCUUACUACAAAUUUCUGAAGAACACUUACAUUGUUCAUCCCUUGGCACUUGCAGCUCUCUUAUACUCAAUUGGUGGAUUUCCUUUCAUCGUGUGGGGAAUGGGAGUGAGGAUUGUGUGGGUGUACCACAUCACUUGGCUUGUGAAUUCAGCUUGUCACGUUUGGGGAAAACAGGCCUGGAAUACCGGCGAUCUUUCCCGGAACAAUUGGUGGGUGGCAGUGCUUGCAUUUGGAGAAGGUUGGCAUAACAAUCACCAUGCAUUCGAGUAUUCAGCAAGACACGGACUGGAAUGGUGGCAAAUUGAUAUGACUUGGUAUGUGGUCCGAUUUCUACAAGCCGUCGGAUUAGCCACUGAUGUUAAGCUACCAACCCAAGCUCAGAAGCGAAGGUUGGCUCUCACCAACUGA
Oldenlandia corymbosa var. corymbosa is the source of this 1152-nucleotide messenger RNA. The record is from the annotation of a GenBank genome assembly. Lineage: Eukaryota; Viridiplantae; Streptophyta; Magnoliopsida; Gentianales; Rubiaceae.